Messenger RNA from Paralichthys olivaceus (Japanese flounder), 2518 nucleotides. The record is from RefSeq and is a predicted model, not a curated record. NCBI's taxonomy places the organism in Eukaryota, Metazoa, Chordata, Actinopteri, Pleuronectiformes, Paralichthyidae.
UUCAGGAAAAGGCGACAGCUUCGAGCGGUGUGUGUCGGAGGCAGAGCUCCUGCUGGACCAGUCCGUGCGUCUGGAGCAGGCGGGAGAGGUCGCCGCAGCGCUGUCGGCCGUCAACGAAGCCGUCUCCAAACUGCGGCCAGUGGCGGCUGAGGGCGGAGCUAGUAGUAACAGCCGGCUGCAGCGCUGCAUGAGGAGAGCCCGCAGCUUGCAGCAACGCAUGCAACUGCAGCAGCGGCCGCAGGACUCAGAGGCAGUCAGACAGCAUCCAGAGCAACAGCAGGAGGAAGAGCAGCAGCUCCAGGAACAGCCCAGUGAAAAGGCUCUCACGCUCCAAAUACUUCUGACGAACAGACAGGGCGACCAAUCAGCCGCCAGUCAGGACCAGCAGGCCCUGCCUCUCUCUCCAUGCUUUGUUAAGCCCCUCCCUCCCAAAACAAUCUCUGACCCCGCCUCCAGCACAGGGGCUCCGUCAGGUUCUCCCAGCGAGGACAGCAGGACCGAGGGCCCCUGCACUCGUGUUGGGAAACCCCUCUCCGAUGCUGGGUCCCUCCCUGCUGUGUGUGUGGACACCUGGGAGCAGAGUCCUCUGGAGGAUUUGGCUCCACCCCCUCCACCUGAGGAGGUGGAGUUCUCCGCCCAGUGGACCAAAACAUCGCCCGUCCCCAUCCCAGCUCAGGCCCUCCCCCCGCUUAGGCCGUACUCCCGGACUCCAUCACCCAUCGGCACCAACGACGGCUGUCGUCAGAUCAUGGAGAAGGAGCCAUGUUACGUCAGACAGGGACAGACCACACCCCCUUUAUCCAGCUCCACUUCCAGAGUAGCCCCGCCCCCUCCCACCAGAAACUGGUCCUGCUUACACCUUGACCCACCUGAUGAUGUCGUCGAUUCUUCUGAUCCACCAACUUAUGCGACCGCAGACUCACCUUCUAGUGCCCCCCCGCCCCCCGUGAACCAACCUGAUCAAGCCCCCUCCGCCCCCCCCGCCCAGAGCCACAGAGCGCUCCUGCCUGUGGAGCGCUGGGCAGAGAACGUCAACAGAUACUUCAGUUUCAAGAACGCAGCAGGAGAAGGAGAAGGAGGAGGAGGAGGAGGAGAGGAAGCAGCGUCGCCCUGUGAGGAGCUGUCAGAGCUGGACUCACUGUACCAGGCCAGUCUGCUGGCUCCCAGCAUGCACCGGGGCAGCCGUGGUGUCAGUCCUCAACCGACUGGCAACAAACCAGGUGUGAGAAGAAUGGUGUCAGGAUCUGGACGAUCCAAAACACCGACAGCAGAGAUAGAGAGAUACGCCUACAGAACACCGGUAACACCUCUGCAUAAGACGGCGUCGGGUGAAGACGAGAGCUACAGCGCAGACAACCUGCGACGCAUCGCCCGCAGCCUGAGCGGAACCGUCAUCGGGUCACGACCCCAAAACAUCGGUGCCUCUCGCAGCUGCGACCCCUCCGUGUCCAGACCCCCCCCCAGUCCCGCAGACCUUCACUCCUCCUCCUCCUCCUCCUCCUUCCUACUCCGUCGACCCAGCACCUCCUCCCUGCACCUCCCCUCCUCCUCCUUCACAGAUCCCUCCUUCCACCACCUCCAACCCCGACACCACGGCCCCUCAGCUCCUGCACCUCCUCCACAGCACCCCCCCUCGCAGACAUCACGGCCCCACAGCUCGGGCCCCUCCACCCGGGGACGCACAGGAGUUGCACCGAGCGUCCAGCAGCAGUUUCUGGUUGUGUCUGACAGGCAUCAAGCUCUCUCAGGUCAAAGCCUCCACAGCAUCGCGAUGAGUUACGGCACUCUGCCCCGGGCUCCUCGCCGAGCCCCGCCUCCCUUCUCCUCCCUCCCCAGGUCAGGAGACUGUAGCACUGCCCCCCCGCCUGCUCAGCAGAGUCUCUACGCCACCCUGUCCCACCCACGCCGCUCCGCCAACACCGGGACUAACGGUCACUACCGGCAACCGUCGCUGCCCAGUAAAGUCAACGGGUCCGCCCACUACCCCCCACACCACAACCCCCCACACCACAACCCCCCACACCACCUCAGGGUGCCAGGUGAAGCCCCCUCCCAGCCUCUGCGGCUGGACGUCCCCCCUGAGACUGACUGGCGCCGUGAAGCAGACUACAGGACUGUCCAGCCCAGCUCCUCUUGGGAUCUCCUCGCAGCUCGCCACCACCACCACCACCACCACCACCCGCCCAUCCAGCGGACACAGUCCCACCACGCCCCCCCUCACCGGCCCCGCAGGGACCCCCUGCUCUGCUCCCUCUGCCAGCAGCUUCCAGCUGAGCCGCCACGCCCCUACUGCGCCUCCUGCGGCGCUUACGUGGCUCGGUUCCGCCCGGCCAGCUGAUCAGAAGCUGACGGCAAAGGUCGCGCAUCGUCACGAGGGAAAUUAAAUCUUAACGCCGACGAUUCAGCCUGAGUUUAGUUUUUUUCAUAUUUUGCCAACAUUCAUUUUGACUGACGCUGCUCGUCGCUCUGUCUGUCCCGACUCGUCCCUCCUGGUGGUCUCUCCUGGUCGUCCCUCCUG